AUGCCUCUACCGGACGCAGACUUGCACCCCGUAGCGACCGGCCUCGCGAAGGAGACAGUCGAUCGCCACUCCUCCCCGCAGCCCCUAAAACUCUAUGCGGGCUGGUUCUGCCCCUUCGUCCAACGCGUCUGGCUCGCCCUCGAAGAAAGGGGCAUCCCCUACCAAUACGUCGAGGUGAACCCCUACCACAAAGGCGCGGAUCUCAUCAGUGCCAAUCCCCGAGGCCUGGUGCCAACACUAGUAGUCGCGCCUAAAAAGGCGCUUUACGAGAGCACGGUGCUGCUCGAGUAUCUCGAGGACAAGUACCCGGACCACAAACCUCGUCUCCUGCCCGAGGACGAAUUCGAGAGGGCGAGGGCAAGAAUCUGGACUGAUUUCGUGACAAGUAGGGUCAUGCCGGCUUUUUACCGGUUCCUGCAGUUCCAGCCGGGGCAGUUUGAAGAUGGGGAGGCGAGGUUGGAUAACUUGAGGGGGGAGUAUAGGGGCAAGCUGCUUGAGUAUGCUAAGGAGCUGGAUGAGGAGGGUCCGUAUUUUGGGGGAAAGGAGGUUGGGUUCGUGGAUCUGGUUUUAAUACCGUGGGUUUUGAGGCAUUGGGUGUUCGAUCGGUUUAAAGGAGGGGUGGGAAUACCUGCACCUGGCCAAGGGGGUGAUGAUGAGAAGGUCUGGGUUAGGUGGCGGAAGUGGGUUGAGGCUCUGGAGGGGAGGGAAAGUAUUAAGAACACGACGAGCGAGGAGCAGUAUUAUGUACCCAUCUACAAGACAUAUGCAGAUGAUGUUGCUCAAAGCGAGUUGGCGAAGGCUACCAGGGAGGGAAGAGGGGUUCCUUAA
Pseudomassariella vexata is the source of this 828-nucleotide messenger RNA. Its product is annotated as putative glutathione-S-transferase theta, GST. NCBI's taxonomy places the organism in Eukaryota, Fungi, Ascomycota, Sordariomycetes, Amphisphaeriales, Pseudomassariaceae. Gene Ontology annotation, cellular component: cytoplasm. Bases 1 to 828 code for a protein of 275 amino acids. The record is from RefSeq and is a predicted model, not a curated record. The transcript has 2 exons.